ACGCUCUUCUGUGUGUCCCCAAUUCAAAAUUUAAAAAGCAUACCUUGAGAUCUCCCCCUCCCCACUAUCUCUAUAUUCCAACAAAAAAAAACCCUCUUUCUCUGAAUCCAUCCAGAUCUCCCCUCCAGCUCCACCGCUCGACUCAUCGAACGCGUCCACUCCGCCCAUUAUCGCAAGAAGAGAAUCAACAACAGAUCUCGAGACAUCAUUGGAGACGGCGGAUCUGAGCUCAUCAAGGCUGGCAACAUCUCCAUGGAUGGCGGAGUGAACAAGGCGAGUGAUCUUAGGCGAGACCUCCGGCAUUGGAGUAUUAGAUCGGGAUCUCCUCGGCGAGAUCAAUGGAGAAGCGAAAGGAUCCGAGAUUAGAGAGGAGAGAGAGGGUCUCUCUGUUGGGCUAGGGCUUGCAUCGGCGCUACUGCUCCCCUUCGCCGUCAAUUUACAUUUUUUACCUCUAAUAAUGCAAAGCCAUCGAGAAUUACUUCUUCCAGCGUUUAAAUCGAAGCGAGCAAAAGAGGGUUUUUGCGAUGAUUGAACUCAAAACCCUAAGCUUGAGUUCUUGCUAUUUGCUUUAUCGUUGGAAUCUACGAACCCUAGAUUCCAUCAAUCCUCACUCGCUAGAAUCUUAGACUGUAAAAUCAUUAGUUUGGCUCGAUUCUCCCUCUUCAAUCUCAAGGUUUGCUCACUUUUUUUGGGUGUUUCUUGAUUGCAGAUAUGGAUUCGGUAACGUAAAUGAAUUGGACUAUAUGUAUGAAGCAUAGGAAGGAGGAGACGUGUGGAAUUGGGAGAUGAACAAGAAAUAUGAGAAUUCUUUUGCUACUUACUGCAACGAAAUCAGUGAUAAUUGGGAUAGGAUUGCAGAGGAGCUUGGAGUAGAUGUUGAGGAUGUUAAGAAGAACUAUCGGCUUUUUGAGGAAGAUAUUGAUGCGAUUGAAGAUGAUCGAGUACCUUUGCCGAGCUAUUUAGAUGACGAGGUGGCUGAUGCUGGUGCCCAUGGUAAGAAGGGUGGAGAGGGGAAGGGAAGGGCUGAGCAAGAGCAGCGCAAAAGAAUUGUUUGGAUUGAGGAAGAGCAUAGCUUCAUCAACUCAAUUUCGUUAGCAUCGUCAUUGGGACAUUGAAUAUUUGUGGGUGGACAUCAAUCACGCUAACAUAAAAG
Molecule: messenger RNA, 1153 nt
Organism: Asparagus officinalis (garden asparagus)
Lineage: Eukaryota; Viridiplantae; Streptophyta; Magnoliopsida; Asparagales; Asparagaceae
Product: transcription factor DIVARICATA-like
Exons: 4
Coding region: 786-1115 (109 amino acids)
Molecular function (GO): DNA-binding transcription factor activity
Source: RefSeq, a predicted model, not a curated record